GGGUAGCAAGAAAUACCAAAAAUGCUACAAGAAGCAUUAAGGAUGCUGUAAGUUUUAAUAAGAAUAAAGUAUAUAUUUAUAUAUAAAAGUAAUUAUAUUUAUUAACAUAUUUACCUUCAUUAUAUGAUAUCCUAUACAUUAUUGCUCUUGUCUAUAUCCUCUAUCCAUUCCUUUUACUAAUAGAAACUUGCUCGUCGUUUAACUGUAAUACAAAAGAAUUGGGAUACAUAUCCUCAAGCAUAUCAAGAGGAUCUGGAGAAGUUGAUGAUUGUAGGAUGGAUGUCUGAUGAAGAAGAAGCUGGCGAAAAGAACCCUGAUGGUAGUAAAGUUAUCAAGGUUAUGCGUCCUUCAUUCAGAAGUGAAAGGUUUAACCAACUAAUAGAUGACCUUGAUGAUCAAUGGAGGAACCCUGAGGAUAAUGCAUCAGGAAAAGUUCAAAGGAAUAAUCGUUUGAACCGAAUAUAUUCAGAAGAAGUUAUACCAUUUCCUAGACAUCUCAAUGAAGCUGAUUUUCCUGCUUGGGCAUUCAAUUCUUAAUUUUUUUUUUUUUUUUUGAAAAUCAAAUAAUAAAUAUAAAAUGUAAAGAUAAUAGUAAACGUAAUUUGAUAGCAUAUGAAAAAGGAUAUAUUUUGUAUUAUAAGAUAUAAAAAACAUGAAUAAAAAAGUUGAACAUAAGUAUAAAUAGAAGCAUAAACAUAGACAUAAACAUAG
This is a messenger RNA of Cokeromyces recurvatus, 711 nucleotides long. RefSeq lists its product as uncharacterized. Bases 280 to 537 code for a protein of 85 amino acids. Lineage: Eukaryota; Fungi; Mucoromycota; Mucoromycetes; Mucorales; Mucoraceae. The record is from RefSeq and is a predicted model, not a curated record. The transcript is spliced from 2 exons.